GUUACAGGCACUAGAAUUUUAGCAGUCAACAAAACAAGUCAGAAUCCUCACUCUCACAGAGUUUAUUCUUUAUUGGGGGAAAAGAGAAGAGUUAAGAAAAUCAAGAGAGCCAGGCAUAGUGUGAUAAGCCUUUCAUCCCAGCAGUCAGGAGGCAGAAGCAGGAGGAGUUCUAUGAGUUUGAUUGAGGCCAGCUUACUCUUCCAUAGAGACCCUCUCAAAACAAACAAAAACCAAAGAGAAUUAAAAUGAAAUACUAAAGCAUUAAAUGGUGGUGAGUGUCCUGGAGAAAACUAGGAGUAGUGUUCGGGGACUGAGGGGAGACUGCAGUCCCAAAGACGCUCUUUAUGGAAGCUCUCACUUAAGAAAUGAGACAUUUAAACAAGGCUUAAAGCCUAUGAUAUAGGAAGCUCUGGGCAUUGGUAGUUAGGAGACAGUUUUUGAGGACAGUCUCAGAGGAAAAGGCCAACCUCCCCAUUCUCGGAGCAGCCAGGAGUCAAGGUGAAACACGAAGGCCUGCUGAAAAUGACUGAGUAUAAACUUGUGGUGGUUGGAGCUGGUGGCGUAGGCAAGAGCGCCUUGACGAUACAGCUAAUUCAGAAUCACUUUGUGGAUGAGUAUGACCCUACGAUAGAGGACUCCUACAGGAAACAAGUAGUAAUUGAUGGAGAAACCUGUCUCUUGGAUAUUCUCGACACAGCAGGUCAAGAGGAGUACAGUGCAAUGAGGGACCAGUACAUGAGAACUGGGGAGGGCUUUCUUUGUGUAUUUGCCAUAAAUAAUACUAAAUCAUUUGAAGAUAUUCACCAUUAUAGAGAACAAAUUAAAAGAGUAAAGGACUCUGAAGAUGUGCCUAUGGUCCUGGUAGGGAAUAAGUGUGAUUUGCCUUCUAGAACAGUAGACACGAAACAGGCUCAGGAGUUAGCAAGGAGUUACGGGAUUCCGUUCAUUGAGACCUCAGCAAAGACAAGACAGGGUGUUGACGAUGCCUUCUAUACAUUAGUCCGAGAAAUUCGAAAACAUAAAGAAAAGAUGAGCAAAGAUGGGAAGAAGAAGAAGAAGAAGUCAAGGACAAGGUGUACAGUUAUGUGAAUACUUUGUACUCUUUCUUAAGGCACACUUAAGUAAAAGUGUGAUUUUUGUACAUUACACUAAAUUAUUAGCAUUUGUUUUAGCAUUACCUAAUCUUUUUUUUUCUUCUGUUCGUGCAAACUGUCAGCUUUUAUCUCAAAUGCUUAUUUUAAAAGAACAGUGGAAACCUUCUUUUUUCUAAGUGCCAGUAUUCCCUGGGUUUUGGACUUAAACUAGCAAUGCCUGUGGAAGAGACUAAAGACCUGAGACUCUGUCUUGGGAUUUGGUGCAUGCAGUUGAUUCCUUGCUAGUUCUCUUACCAACUGUGAACACUGAUGGGAAGCAGGAUAAUGAAGCUUCCGGACCAUCCCUGCUCUGUGUCCAUCUACUCAUCCAAUGGAGUCAUUAGCAGUCAAUCGCCGCUUCACUGGACACUGAGGGGUCACAGACUUAGGCUCCCUUUGAGUCGCGUCCAGCGUGUCCUAGACUUUAUCAUCUUUCAGAGGCGUAGGCAGACUGUUCACAAAGGCUUUCUGUAGCUUUCCACUGCAAUUAAUCUUGGUCACUCCCUCAAAUAGUAUAUUUUUUCUAGAAAAGGGGAAAAAUGGAAAAAAAAAGGCAAUGGAAAAUGUUGAAAUCCAUUCAGUUUCCAUGUUAGCUAAAUUACUGUAAGAUUCCUAUAAUAGCUUUUCCUGGUAAGGCAGACCCAGUAUGAAAUAGUAAUAACCAUUUGGGCUAUAUUUACAUGCUACUAAAUUUUUGUAAUAAUUCAAACAACUUUAGCAUAUAUAAAAAGUUCUCAUAAGAAUUAAGUACAAUUCCCCUUUGUCAGAUUGUUCUUAUCCUAACUUUCAAGUCUUUUUUGAAUUUCUGUUGUUGAAAGUAGUUUUAAUGGUUGUGAAGCUGAAGAUGAUCUGAGACAGUUAUAGCUUGGCAGGUGUUGAGGAGACCAGAGUUGCAGGGUUGGGCCUUACGUGAACCUGUGACGAACGCUACUGGGUUUUGCAGCACUGCUGCAUUCAAUGUUGGCGACGCAUUGUUUGGUCAACAUAGGGGAUAAGGAGACUUUGAUGGCUUAGUAUAAUGCAUUCUCACCAUGUAACAGUCCUACUGACAAAUCAAGAAAUUUGUUUAUAAUAAUAAAAAAUUUUUAAAAAUUUCGAUGUUCGCUUCAAGGUUGAGAUUUUGGGGUAGGAGGCUACAACAAGAGUAAAUCUUAAAGCAAGGUUUUAAGAAGGUUUGAAAAUGCAGGUUUGACUAGUCUCUCAACUCUAGCUAAACAAACAUUCCCAAGUACUUCCCAAAUCUGAUAGGUAUUUAAAAUUAUCUAAUGCUUUAAGAAUAGUUAACAGGAAAAAAAUCUCCUCAGUGCACUUAAAGCAACCCUUCACAUCAUUUGAAAUGAGAUGGAAAUAUCACUGGACUAUGAGGACUGGAUGUCUGUCUGAUUUUAAGCAAAUCACUGUCUGCUUGGUUUUGAAUCAUCUCAAAGACAUUAACCUCCCAGCCGUGUAACAUAGUUUACAUGUUGACACACCUAGUUAUCAAGCUCAGCACAAUCUGUAACUGUUUUACAUGGAUUAACAUCUUCACUGCCAGUCUUGGGCAAAUUGUGCAAGAGGUAAAAUUUAUAUUUCAGUAUCCAUUCUCCCAUUUCAGGACUCCCCUCCAACAUUAUGCUGGCUUUCAGCCUGUCUCUCACCUGCCCAUCACUUAGUGUAGUUUUAAUAAUUUCCCCCACUUCAAACUUUGUUUCCACUAUGGACAACUUCAUGAACUUUGCCCACUAAGGUAGGUACAUCAAAGCUGCCCUAUGGCUUUCUUCCCCGGGACUGAAAAUAACAGACACCAUAGUGGGAUUUAAACUAAUAGAUGGUUUUCAGGGCCACUACAACAAUUCAAUCUCAAUCCUUUGGACUUCAUUCCUGCUGCCCAGGCCACUGGUGCCUCAGUAGGAAUUUUCAAAAUUAGUGUGAACAGACAGAGCACAGUCCAGUGGAAGGUGAGCUUAAUCUUCAUCUAGCCAUCAUCAUGGUAAGUGAUAGAUUCUAUUGUUUUAAUAAAUACAGUCUAACAAUGAAAAACACUUCGAAGUUUCAAUCAUAAAGCUGUCUUUUUAAAAAUUUUAUUUACUCAACAUUUAUUCAGUGCUUGUCAUAUUCUGGGAAUUACACUAGGCACUCAGGGUGCGGUGUCCUCAAUCCUUGGCCAGUGGUAUGUAGCAUGAUCUGUAAUACCACUAAAUAAGGCAUAUAGCAUAUGACUUAGACAUAAUGAAAUACAUGAUUUGAGUUUUGCAGAGAGGAGUUUGGGUUUGUACAUUCCCUUCCCCCCCAGUUUAGCAAGAAUUGUUUGCUGUGAAUCCAAUGCAACUUUUAAAUCAAACUACUUUAUAUAAUUAUUUCAUUUUUCUAAAGGAACAGAAGUACCCUAAACUAUUUUUUUGAAAUGUUCUAAACUGUACAUAUUCAUAGAACAUUCUUUGGGUGAAUUUUAAGUCUUAAAAUGCAAUUAGUAAUACUUCUCAUUUCUAUUCAGAGGAACAGGUGUACUUCAAAAGCUGCAGUGUAUAAUCAGAUAUUUUUAAUGGACAAUGUGUUAAAGAAGUGGUAAUUACCACUAUGUAAAUUUGAAUUGUGUUACACUUUGGUUAACAAAAGGGGAAAGAAUCCUAGAAACAAAUAUGUUAUCUAGUUACUGCAGCCUUAAAGUCCUUGUUGAAGUUAAAAAGCAAUGCUAAGUUACAGUCAUAGGCAUUAACAUGUUUAUGGGAAGGAUAUAGUAGGCAAAUACAAUUUGAGUAAAUAUUUUCAGUAGGGAAUUUUAGGCUCUACUGACUGAGUCACACUGCAUAGGAAUUUAGAUCUUAACUUUUAUAGGUUAUCGACCUUUGCCACCAUUGCACAAUUUUGUCCUAACAUAAAUACAAGUUCUGUGAGGCAUGUCAAAAGUUACAGUUUGCAUAAAUUCAUCUCAUUUUGUAUUCCACUGAUUUUACAUUUUCCUCAAACAUACAUACAUACAUACAUACAACACACACACACUCACACAUGAAGGGUUUUUUUUUUGUAGGCAAUAAAAAUUUAACUAAUUUCCAUUUGUUAAAAAGUAGUGAUUUAUUGAGAAUUAUGCAGUCAUUUUUUAAACCCAAAAGUUAUUUAAAGGUGAAUUUAUACUCAAUAACUUCUGUGUAAUACUGGGUAGCAUGAAUUCUGCAUUGAAAAAUUGAACAGAUAAUACCAAUAGCUGUAAAUUCUGUCAAAACAUGAAAAUUAUUUCUAAAGAAGUACAUUAGUUUUCAAAGAACAGUUAUUAGAAUCAGAUCUGUGGUUUAGUUCAAUAAUUUGAAGUGCCUGUUUGGGAUGGUGGUAGGCAUUUUAGAUGAAUUUGGGAAAAAUAAAGUUCUGCAGAAAUGCCAGUUUCAGACCCCGCUAACCCGCUGAGUGGGCUGUGUGCUGUGUUAGCUCCAGUGCCCCAAUCCCGUUUCAUGUCUUCAUGUUGAAACACUUCUGCAUUUUUAUUUGAGUGCCAAUUUCUUACUAGUGCUAUUUCUUAGUGUAACAUGUUUACCUGGGAUGUAUUUUAACUAUUUUUGUAUAGUGUAAACUGAAACAUGCACAUUUUGUACAUUGUGCUUUCCUUCUUUCCAUUCCUUUUCUUUCUGUUUUGUUUGUUUGUUUGUUUGUUUGUUUGUUAUGGGACAUAUGCAGUGUGAUCCAGUUGUUUUCCAUCCUUUGGUUGCGCUGACCUAGGGAAUGUUGGUCAUAUCAAACAUUAAAUUUAAAAGUGACCACUCUUAAUUAAAAUUAACUUUUAAAUGUUUAUAGGAGUACGUGCUGUGAAGUGAUCUGAAAUUUGUAAUAUUUUUGUCAUGAACCGUACUGCUCCUAAUCAUUGUAAUGUAAUAAAAAUAGUUAUGGUGACUA
Messenger RNA from Mus musculus (house mouse), 4994 nucleotides. It is a transcript of the gene Kras, whose product is annotated as Kirsten rat sarcoma viral oncogene homolog. Lineage: Eukaryota; Metazoa; Chordata; Mammalia; Rodentia; Muridae. The record is from RefSeq and is marked validated. The coding region runs from base 523 to 1089 and encodes 188 amino acids. Gene Ontology annotation, molecular function: GTPase activity; GTP binding; G protein activity. The transcript has 5 exons. Gene Ontology annotation, cellular component: plasma membrane; cytoplasm; membrane. Gene Ontology annotation, biological process: signal transduction.